This is a messenger RNA of Brassica oleracea var. oleracea, 2344 nucleotides long. RefSeq names its product probable rhamnogalacturonate lyase B. Lineage: Eukaryota; Viridiplantae; Streptophyta; Magnoliopsida; Brassicales; Brassicaceae. Gene Ontology annotation, biological process: carbohydrate metabolic process. Gene Ontology annotation, molecular function: carbohydrate binding; catalytic activity. The transcript has 14 exons. The coding region runs from base 261 to 2162 and encodes 633 amino acids. The record is from RefSeq and is a predicted model, not a curated record.
GUGAUAGCCUUGAGACACACACGACACGAAUGUCACUAUGAUGAUCAUUGCGGCUAUUUUAAGCAUUUUGUUGUAAACUAACCAAACUGUUUUGACGACGAAGUCAAGAGAUUAUCUCCACUAUACCCAACUUGCUUUAUCUCACGUUUAAGGCAACAUAAGUUCUUUAAUUUUGAUCCAUAUAUAUGCACAUAUACGUAUAGGAAAGGGUGUACAUGUACUUUUAGGUUCAGACCAAAGCGGAGAAAGACAUUUUGACAAUGUCUUCUGUUAAACUCCAGUUGCAAGAUAAGGGCAAUCAUGUGGUGAUGGAUAAUGGCAUUGCUCGUGUUACAUUAUCAAAGCCUGAUGGAAUUGUUACAGGUAUCGAGUAUAAUGGCAUUGAUAACUUGCUCGAGGUUCUUAAUGAAGAAUCCAACAGAGGGUAUUGGGACCUCGUUUGGAGUGGACCAGGAACCGCUGGUACAUUUGAUGUAAUAAAAGGAACAAAGUUUGAGGUAAUAAUAGAAAACGAAGAACAGAUUGAGAUUUCUUUCACAAGAAAAUGGGAUCCAUCGCAAGAAGGCAAAGCUGUCCCUUUAAACAUUGACAAAAGAUUUGUUAUGCUUCGUGGGUCGUCAGGAUUCUACACUUACGCCAUCUACGAGCACUUGAAAGAAUGGCCUGCUUUCUCAAUAGCUGAAACUAGAAUUGCCUUCAAGCUCAGAAAGGAGAAGUUUCAUUACAUGGCAAUAACUGAUGAUAGGCAGAGGUUCAUGCCAUUGCCUGAUGACCGGUUACCGGAUAGAGGCCAAGCUCUGGCUUACCCUGAAGCUGUUCUACUUGUUAAUCCUGUUGAGCCUCAAUUUAAAGGAGAGGUUGAUGAUAAGUACCAAUAUUCAUGUGAAAACAAAUACAUUACUGUCCAUGGAUGGAUAUGCACGGAGCAACCAUCAGUUGGUUUCUGGCUCAUAACUCCUAGCCAUGAGUACCGAACCGGUGGACCCCAAAAACAGAACUUGACAUCUCACGUUGGACCCACUGCUCUUGCUGUGUUUAUGAGUGCACACUACACAGGGGAAGAUUUAGUGCCAAAGUUCAGUGAAGGAGAGGCAUGGAAGAAGGUGUUUGGACCGGUCUUUGUCUAUUUAAACUCCUCUACUGAUGAUGAUAAUGACCCUCUUUGGCUCUGGCAAGAUGCUAAAUCUCAGAUGAAUGUGGAAGUAGAAAGCUGGCCUUACAGUUUUCCAGCUUCGGAUGAUUAUGUGAAAGCAGAGCAACGUGGUAACGUUGUUGGCAGACUUCUCGUUCAAGACAGGUAUGUAGAUAAAGAUUUCAUUGCAGCAAAUAGAGGUUAUGUUGGUUUGGCUCUGCCUGGAGCUGCUGGUUCAUGGCAAAGAGAAUGCAAAGAUUAUCAAUUUUGGACAAGAACAGAUGAAGAAGGGUUCUUUUACAUAAAUGGAGUACGACCAGGCCAAUACAAUCUCUAUGCAUGGAUUCCUGGUUUUAUUGGCGACUAUAAAUACGAUGACAUCAUCACCAUCACUCCAGGUUGUUACAUGUAUAUGGAAGAUCUUGUAUAUCAGCCUCCAAGAAAUGGUGCAACCUUGUGGGAGAUUGGCUUUCCAGAUCGAUCAGCCGCGGAGUUUUAUGCUCCUGAUCCGAAUCCAAAAUAUAUCAACAAACUUUAUCAAAAUCACCCUGACAGGUUCAGACAAUAUGGACUAUGGGAAAGAUACGCAGAACUAUACCCCGAUAUAGACUUGGUAUAUGUUGUUGGCUCUAGCGACUAUAGUAAAGACUGGUUUUAUGCUCAAGUCACUAGAAAAAAGGAUAGCAAAACAUAUCAAGGAACAACGUGGCAAAUCAAAUUCGAACUCAAAGACAUUGAUAAGGAUCACACAUAUACUUUACGAGCAGCCAUCGCAUCGGCUACUUUUGCCGAACUCCAAGUACGUGUAAAUGAUGCGAACGCAAGCCCGUUGUUCACGAGCGGAUUGAUCGGGAGAGACAACUCGAUAGCAAGACAUGGAAUACAUGGAUUGUACUGGUUGUUCAAUGUUGACGUGGCUGGCUCUAAGCUUGUAGAAGGCGAGAAUACAUUGUUUCUCACGCAGCCAAGGUCCGUAAGUCCUUUCCAAGGGAUUAUGUAUGACUACAUCCGAUUCGAAGCUCCCAGCUAAUCAGAUUUUCAUGCAAGAUUCUUCAGAAAAUUUAAGCAAUUUGAUUCAAAAAUCUUUGUUGAUUGAUUUGAUUCUUUUUUUUUUUUAAUAUGCGUUUGAAUUUCAAAUUUUCUAAUUUCGAUAAUUGUUGUUCUCUAUGAUGAUAAACAGAGUGUGUGUAACAACAAUAUUGGUUUUGCUUA